This is a messenger RNA of Fundulus heteroclitus (mummichog), 5506 nucleotides long. RefSeq names its product exportin-5. The transcript has 33 exons. Gene Ontology annotation, molecular function: small GTPase binding; RNA binding; nuclear export signal receptor activity. NCBI's taxonomy places the organism in Eukaryota, Metazoa, Chordata, Actinopteri, Cyprinodontiformes, Fundulidae. Gene Ontology annotation, biological process: RNA export from nucleus; protein export from nucleus. Gene Ontology annotation, cellular component: nucleus; cytoplasm; RNA nuclear export complex. The record is from RefSeq and is a predicted model, not a curated record. Bases 127 to 3801 code for a protein of 1224 amino acids.
CGCAUCAUUUUCCGCACGUUGGCCGACGUCGGUGUCUCCCUGUCUGCACGUUACUCAUUGUAGGCGCUUUGCAUAAGGGAGUUGCUUGCUUUCGUCCUAACGGUGUGACCGACACUACCUGAAGUCAUGGCUGAGCAGGUGGCUGCCACGUGUGAUCAGCUUAUGAAAGCCGUGAUGGUGAUAAUGGACGCAGAAACGAGCCAGAUUUACCGGCUGGAGGCCCUGAAGUUCUGCGAGGAAUUUAAAGAGACAAGCACCCUCUGUGUCCCAUGUGGCCUGCAAUUAGCAGACACGAGUCGCCCGGCGGUAGUGAGACACUUUGGCUUGCAAAUACUGGAGCACGUCAUCAAGUUCCGAUGGAACAACAUGCAGCAGCAAGAGAAAGUCCAGUUGAAGGAGUGUGCCAUGCAGCUGCUGACAAAUGGUACCCUUUCUAUUCUGGAGGAAGAGAGCCACGUCAAAGAUGCCCUAUCCCGGAUAGUAGUGGAAAUGAUCAAAAGGGAAUGGCCCCAGCAUUGGCCUGAUAUGCUGAAGGAGAUGGAGACGCUCUCCAGCCAAGGGGAGGCACAGACAGAGCUGGUCAUGCUAAUCCUUCUGAGGCUGGCGGAGGAUGUGAUCACCUUCCAGACGCUGCCCUCACAGCGCCGUAGAGACAUCCAGCAGACGCUCACCCAGAACAUGGACAGCAUCUUCACUUUCAUGUUGGCCAUUUUGCGCGUCAAUGUCGAGGCCUACCGCAAAUUGAAAGAGGAACCAGGGUGUGAACUGCAGGCCAAAGCUCACUGUCGAGUUGCCAUCGCCACGCUGAAUACGCUCGCAGGCUACAUAGAUUGGGUGACGCUGGUGCACAUCACUUCUAGAAAUUGCCAACUGCUGGAGAUGCUGUGUCUGUUGCUGAGUGAACCCGAGCUGCAGCUGGAGGCUUCAGAGUGCCUGCUCAUUGCUUUGAGCCGCAAGGGAAAACUGGAGGAGAGGAAGCCCUUCAUGCUGCUGUUCAAUGACGUGGCCAUCCAGUACAUCCUCUCUGCAGCACAAUCAGCGGACGGUUUGGCAAUCUGUCAAAACUCCUCAAAUUCACAAGCGAUGGAUGCAGUGGAUGUGGUGGAGCGGCGCUACGUGUUCCUGAAGAGACUCUGUCAGGUGCUGUGCGCUCUCGGAUUCCAGCUCUGCUCAUUAGUGAGUUCGUGUCCAGAGGUGGAAGUUCCUGCGAAUCUCAGCAAGUACACCGAAGCCUUAUUAGCCUUCACCACACAUUCCAGUCAGUUUUUAAAAUCAUGCACUGUGUCAACGUGGGCCAGUUUGUUCAGACACGAGACUCUGUCAAAAGUCCCUGUCGUGGUGGAGGUGGCCAUCAGGUACCUCAAAGUAUCAACAACCAACCUUGUUAAGACUGGCUUUCCCUCUAGAGAAGACAGCCCAAGCUGUGUGUACUCUCGAAUGGACUUUGACAGCGACGAGGACUUCAACUCUUUCUUUUCCACUUAUCGAUCGCAGAACGGGGAGGUUUUGCGGACUCUAAGUCGUAUUGUUCCAGUAGAAGCGUUCCAGACGGCAUCAGAAUGGCUACGGUUUCAGAUCGCCAGUCCAGUUGAUCCUGUAGACGCCGCAUCUAAGAGUGCAGAGGGUCUGUGUUCCUUGAUGUCUCCGUCUGUCCUUCAGUGGGAUGCGGUCACAGUCUUCAUUGAGUGUGUGAUGCAUCAGAUCUUCAAAAGUCUGGAUGAGGAGAAGUUGCCAAUAGAUCAGAGCAUGGAGCUCCUCCAGGCCGUCCUGAACUACGAAACCAGGAACCCGCUCAUCCUGUCCUGUGUGCUGAGCAACAUCUCUGCCCUCUUUCCUUUCGCCACCCACAGGCCGCAGUUCCUGCCACAGGUUCUCUACAAGCUAUUCAAAGCAGUCACCUUUCAUACCGAUUUAGAAAACAAGGCGCCUCGGAGUCGAGCUGUGAAGAAUGUUCGGAGACACGCCUGCUCGGCCAUCAUUAAAAUCUGUCGGGAUUACCCACAGUUCAUCUUGCCCUGCUUCGACAUGUUCUACAGCCACGUGAAAGAGUUGUUUUCGAACGAAGCCACGCUGACUUACUUGGAGAAAUGCUCCCAGAUGGAAGCGCUGGUGCUCAUCAGUAACCAGUUUAAAGACUUUGAAAAGCAAAAAGCUUUUCUAGAUGAGCUCAUGGCCUCAAUAAUCACCCAGUGGACCUCUGAGGAGAUGACCAGUUUGCUUGCAGAUCCGGUCAAGUUCCUGUCAUUUGUUGGAGCAGAUAAAGUGGUCGCGGAGCAAAGAGAAGAGGGAGAUGCAGCAGGACCUAACAGGGGUCAAUUGAGCUUCUGUUUGUAUGCGAUGCUUGCGGUGGUGAAGCGCGCGCGCUGGCCUGCAGACCUGGAAGAAGCAAGAGCCGGUGGCUUCGUGGUGGGCUACACCCCUGCUGGAGCCCCUAUCUACAGAAACCCCUGUGCAGCUCAGUUUCUGGCCUUCCUGCCCAACCUGCUGGCUUUAAUAAGAACUCAGAACAGUUUAUUUAUGCCGGAGAAUGUCGCUCGUCUUAGUGAGACCUUCUCCAGAGCCUAUGAUGUGAUCGAUGGAGAUAAACUCAUAAUCCUUGGUCUCCCACAGCCUCCUCUGGAUAUUUACGACGCUCCUGCCUAUAAAAGCGCCCUAGAUCGCAUGCAGGGAUUUUUCAACUCGUUAUUUGAAAACUGCUUCCACAUCCUGGGCAACGCAGGUCCGGCGCUGCUGCAGGACUUCUACACCGUUGAGAGGCUCGCCGAAGGAAUCAUUGGCUCUGCCUUCGCGUCCCUCGACCACGUGCCGGACCACAGACUUCGCUCAAUGAUUCGGCUGUUCCUGAAGCAGCUGGUGCUCUACUGUCCUCCAGAGUAUCACGACAGCCUGCUGCGCCCUCUGCUGGGGCCUUUGUUCACCUACAUGUUGCAGAGACUGAACAUAAAGUGGCAGGUCAUCAACCAGAGGACCUCCGUGAAUGAGGAGGAGGAGGAGGAGCAGGUGGUCUACGAAGACAACGCCGUGACGCAGGAGAUGUUGGAAGAGCAGCUGGUCCGCCUGCUCACCAGGGAGGUUCUGGAUCUUCUCAAUGUGAGCUGUAUUUCCAGAAAAAUGCCUGAACCAGCGGCAGCUAAAGAGGAAAUCGAUGAGGAAGAUGUGGUGAUGGAUUCAGUCCAAGUGGCGUCGUCUCCUCAGCCCAUGGAGGAGCUGACUGAGCUGGGAAAAUGCUUGAUGAAACAUGAGAAUGUGUACAUGUCCCUGUUGACCCUCUCGUUCACCUCGCUGUCCUGGAAAGACACCACAAAUUGCCACCGCACUGCUUCUAUGGUCUGCUGGAACCUCCUGCGGCAGGUCGUGGCAGGUAACCUCCUACCUGAGGCAGUCACGUGGUUCUACACCAGCGUUCUCAGAGCCCUUCAGGUUCACGGGCAGCACGAAGCCUGCAACACUCCCCUCUGUAACCUGGCCAUGCUCAUCUAUGAAAACCUGCGGCCUCGCUACGUUGAGCUGAGGACAGUGAUGACCCAGAUUCCAAACAUCAGCAUCGAAGCUCUGGACCACUAUGAUCAAAGGCUCGUGGACCCCAAUGCCCAGAAAGCUGGAGAGAAGAAGAGACGAGACCAGUUUAAGAAGCUCAUUGCAGGAACCGUUGGGAAAGCCCUCUGCCAGCAGUUCAGGAAGGAGGUUCACAUCCGCAACCUCCCAUCCCUCUUUAAGAACCCGAAGCCAGACAAGGAUUUGGUGGAGACGGAAAACCUGGGCCUCGCGGCUCUCUUCAGCCCGGAGAAUACUGCGCUAUAGUUGCAGAGGACUUCCCACUGGCUGGAAGCUUAGUUCUGUGUUCAAGUUGCUCCUCGACGCCCAGCUGCAGCCGCGUGGCGCUGCCCAACAUGUCUGUCAACUCUCAGCACAUGUCCAGAGCCACAGCAGGACUCACACCAAUGCACGUUAACCUGUUUUUGUUUUUUUUUUACAUUACAGGAGCAAACACUAUUUAACUUUGAGAAUCAAGCAACUCAAACUUUUCGGUUACAUUUUUCAAAGCAGAGUAACUAUUUUUUAAAGAACAAAAUAUAUAACUUCUAGAAGUCCGCUCUGCUUUCUGUAUUGUCACUUUUUUGGUCCAUUUUUUAAUAAUAAUAAUAAGAAUUAUUAUUAUUAUUAUUAUUAUAAGGUAAAAGCUCCAGAAACACUAAGCAUAUCAUAGAUUUGCAGAGGUUAAUUGUGAUUAUUUUUGUUUUUUUUGUUUUUAUGUAUUCAGAAAAACAAUUGUAAUCCUACAAUGGUCAGAUAAGUGAAAUCUGAAGUAGUUUGCUGCAGCGGGAGCCUGUUCAGCGGCCCGGCGAGGGAAACAUAUCAGUAUUAUGUGGCUUCCACAGAGCUGGGCCCAGUUGGUGUUUAAAAACCUUAAGCGUUAGGUUACGUAUAGAGUUGGCAGAUAUGUUGUUUAAGCAGAUUCAGUCUGGGAUGAAACAACCGAGAUCAAACCCUGGUUGAUGGUACGAGCGUCUUCCCGGAUUCUGAUGGCGUCGGUGGCGGUACUUCGGGCUUCAGCGGGUUUUUUAUGACGUGAAGAAAAUAUUUUUAGGAACCUUGAAUGAACUGUAAGAUUUUGUUGUUUUGCAAAAGGCUAAAGUAGAAUCGCAUAUGAGAAUCAGCUGUUUUAUUUAACACACAUUACCAGACGGUGAAGCUAACCUUGGGUAUUCUCUCUACAACUUGAGCGACCCAGAAACUCUUUGGAUUUGCUAAAAAAAAACAUGCAUUUAUAUUUCCACAAAUUACAGACAUAUGUGCCAAAACACUGGUAUAUGAGCAGACAGUGCAAGCUGCAGGCUGCAUAUAAUUUAAAAACUAUUUAAUGAUGUGCUCGUCAGUAAAUGUGUAGCUUAUUCCAAGUGUGUAUGUGUGUAUAUAUGUGUGUAUAUAUACAUACCUGAUGAGUCGACGUUUGUUUUUUUUUCCCUCGUUCUGGUUUUUGAGAACAGGCACUACAUUCCUUUGUUGGUCAAAGGAUUGUCCUUAACAGUUUCUUGAGUCACUGUUUCUUUUUUAUUUUGUUUUUUGGUGUUACCGCAGAUCACAAUUCCCUUGUUUUCUCUUAUUGUUUUAUAUAUGCAGACCAAAAUACAUGGCAGCUCUUCUGGCUUGAUCUUCUAAGAUGCGUGUCAACUGUUCAACAUAUCAGAUGUUGUUUGACUGAAAAAAUAUUUCUGACCCAGAAAAGAAAUGUUUUAAACUUUUGAUUUUUAUGAAUUUUUUUUUUUUUUGUGGUCUAUAAAUAAAUGGCCUUUUCUUUUUCUUUUUUUUUUAUGUCUGUAGAACACUAAGAUUUUCUGUACAAAGAAAAGCAAAUUAGGGAUUUUGAAAGUGUUAUGUGGUUUAUAUUUUUGCUAUAGAUGGGAAGUGUUUUGUAAUGACAAAUGUUUCUGUUGGUUUCUUUUUAAUAGAGCACAGUGACGAGCCGGUGUGCUUCGUCAUAUUAAAUGAAAUGAUUUGCCUCCAA